Lactuca saligna is the source of this 939-nucleotide messenger RNA. The record is from the annotation of a GenBank genome assembly. NCBI's taxonomy places the organism in Eukaryota, Viridiplantae, Streptophyta, Magnoliopsida, Asterales, Asteraceae.
AUGAUUUUUAGGGAUGAUGAUGAUGAUGAUGAUGAUGAUAACCUUGGCGGAUUCACUUAUUGUUCAUUUCAGAUAAGGAAUGAAAGUGAAGAUGAAGCCACAGUUACGAAAUGGCAACUUAAGUCCUUUCACCAGAAAAUUAACCAACUGCUUCUUGCCUCUAAGAAUGUUGCGAAUAUGAACAAUGCAGUGUCUGAGUCUAUUGAUAUCUGCAAAUCUACGACCGAAAAAGUCGAUAAAAUAAUCUCUGAAACAACCACUUUUAUGGAGAAUUACCGAACCACCUACAACAACAACACUACAUUUGCGAAUGAAGCUCUUCAGAACCUGGGCUCUAUGUUCAAAAUUGAAAAGGCAAACUUGAAGGUCAAGGAUUUACUAUCUGAGAGGGCAGUUAUGCGAAGCUGCAUUUCAGAUGUCACCAGCUUACUCUUAGAUAUCAUUGAGAGUAGGGACUCAAUGAUUUCUAUCAUUGUUCGGAAACACUUGGCUGAUAAAUUAACCGUUGUAUUUGCGAUGUUGCACCGACUGCAGGGUGUUUCUCCUCAAAGUUCUCAUCAGAAACAAGUGGGAGAAGGUGGAACUGGAAAUGAUGAACCUCCCAAAGUCCCAACCAAGCCCAUCAUCAAGAAAGAACCUAAGGGCAAUGAGAAGUUGAUUGAAGACGAGCCUAUAAUCGAUGAUGAUGAAGACGAAGAGCCUAAUGAAGCCGAGCUAAAAAGGCGGAAGGCUUAUGAAGAAGAACUGAACGAAAAUCAAAGAAUCAUCGAGGAGGCCGAGGAAAAGGAAAUGGUUGAAAAGGAAGCUCAGGCCACACUCAAAAGCAAAAUUCCUGAAGAAGAAGCCGACUGCCGUUCCCAAGGAAGCUCUGAAAGACUUCAAGAAAUUAAAGUCAGGGAAGAUAUACAAGGAAGGAUGGUUCGUAGUGUACCCUUCUAG